Messenger RNA from Lentinula edodes (shiitake mushroom), 855 nucleotides. Its product is annotated as GTP-binding protein RAB5. The record is from RefSeq and is a predicted model, not a curated record. Gene Ontology annotation, molecular function: GTP binding; GTPase activity. The coding region runs from base 64 to 687 and encodes 207 amino acids. Lineage: Eukaryota; Fungi; Basidiomycota; Agaricomycetes; Agaricales; Omphalotaceae. The transcript is spliced from 8 exons.
GGUGCUGUCAGGUCACUCCACGUCUUGACCUUUGAUACAGUGUGCGCACUGCCAUUGACGACCAUGUCCAAGCAAUUCCAGUUCAAAUUAGUAUUACUAGGCGAGUCUGCAGUUGGAAAGUCUAGUCUCGUUCUCCGCUUCGUGAAGGACCAAUUCGAUGACUACCGGGAAAGUACCAUUGGCGCUGCUUUCCUCACGCAAACUGUGACGCUCGAGGACCAAACCACAGUCAAGUUUGAGAUAUGGGAUACUGCUGGGCAAGAAAGAUACAAGUCGCUGGCCCCAAUGUAUUACCGGAAUGCCAACUGUGCGGUCGUAGUAUAUGAUAUCACCCAGUCAGCAUCACUAGAGAAAGCUCGCAAUUGGAUCCGUGAACUACAACGUCAAGCCGACCCCUCAAUAGUGAUUGCUCUUUGUGGAAAUAAAUCAGAUCUUUCCGCUCGCCGUCAGGUCUCGGAGGAAGAGGCCAAGAAAUAUGCUGAGGAAGAAGGACUGAUGUGGGCAGAAACUAGUGCAAAGACUGGCGAGGGUGUAUCGGAGAUUUUUACCGCUAUAGCGAAGAAAUUACCCCUGACUGCACCUCCAUCGGCCAGAACUGGUGCAGGUCGCGCACCGACAGGUCCCAAGUCAGUGGAUCUUAACAAGCAGCCGGCGGGUCAGAACUCCAAUGAACCAUGUAAUUGCUAAUCUUAAUAAGUCUUCAUCCCUCUUCCAUGCAUCUUGCAUUUACCUCUAUGUUACCUCUUUUAUUCUGUAACAUAACAUUAAUUUUGGUAUUGACCGUGUUCACUGGAUGUUGACUAUAGACUGGUUAUUCAUCAAGGUUAUUCAUCAACUUUAUUCAAUAAAUUCAUA